Anopheles gambiae (African malaria mosquito) is the source of this 3974-nucleotide messenger RNA. RefSeq names its product homeobox protein unc-4. The record is from RefSeq and is a predicted model, not a curated record. Gene Ontology annotation, molecular function: DNA-binding transcription factor activity, RNA polymerase II-specific; sequence-specific double-stranded DNA binding. Gene Ontology annotation, biological process: regulation of DNA-templated transcription. NCBI's taxonomy places the organism in Eukaryota, Metazoa, Arthropoda, Insecta, Diptera, Culicidae. The transcript has 5 exons. Bases 849 to 1922 code for a protein of 357 amino acids.
UGUGUGCACGCCGCUUUGCAGGGUUUGGUGGGAAAGCUCCGAUACCGAAAGGUACGGACAGACGGUUUUCCGCGUGUUUUGGUGAGAGGAGGACACCCAAACUGGCGUUCCGUUGUUGUUGUAGCUGCUGUUUGUUGUCGGUGGUGGCUGUUUGUUGGUCGCAAUCGUUUCUAUAGCGGAGCAAACAGUGCCGCUCCAGUCGUCGAAACGGGGAACGAUUAGAGCCCGUUCGUAGCCCGUGUUUUGUGGGUGCUGCCGUGUGCUGGCCGUGUUUUUUUUUUUGCGACGGGCUUUUUAUUCCGUACAGCUCCAUAAUUAACAGUAACAGUGCAAUUAAUGUGCAAUUGAAGUAAAGUUUAACAAUCAAAGGUGUAUUUAUGCUACAAACCAUGAUGGCAGCAGUGAACAAAAGCCGUAAAAGUGUGCAAAUUGUGUGGCAAGCAAACAGCAAUAUGAUUUCCUAAAACAAAAAAGCAAACAUCAUCCUCGUUUCCUGCUCGAAGGUCGGAAAAACGGUCCGAAUCGACAAGGUGCAAAGUGUCAAACUGUAACCUAGUGACACGAGUGAGAAAAGGCCUACUACUGUGUUGAUCCUUCCAAUGGGACAGCCUGAAAGUGUCAAAACAGGAUUUGUUUAGUGACCUCACAGUCGCUCAUCCAUUGUGUUGUCUGUGUCGGUGUUGCUUUGUGAUAUUCUGUCGUCUCGCGUUCUGUUUGGACCGCAGUGUCUGUUUGUGUGUGCGUGUGUCUGUGUGUGCAAUCGCCCGUCCGCAUGUGUGUUUGGUCGGGCCGGGUCGCGCCCAUUCGGUUGAGUCGUUGACGACGCCCGCUCUCCGGUACUGCAAGCGAUGGUCCUGGAGCACCAGGGAAUGCUGCAGAAUCUGCAAACGCUCGGCUCGCAGCCCGCCCUGCAGCUGUACGCGGCGGCCGCUGCGGCCCAGCUCGCUCCCCGCAACCGGUCGAGCGUACCGCCCCAAUGGGCGCCCUUCCUGCAGUUCGGUGUGCCGAACGUGUUCGGUGGCCACUUUCUCGCCCGGCCCCGCUUCGGCCCGCCCGGUGUACCGCCCAACCUGCCCGGCCUCGGCGGAGGUGGUGGUGGUGGUGGCGGCGGUGGAGCCGGCACGGGUUUGGGCAGUGCCGGUGCCAACGGACUGUCCGGUGGGCUGCUGAACGGUGCUACCCAUCCCAACAUAUCACCUCAUCGCGCCAUGCAGGGACCACCGAGCGAAGAUUCCAACGAUGAUCGAGGAUCAGCCGCCGACGGGGACGACGAAAGCAGCGCAUCGAAGCGGCGACGGUCGCGAACCAACUUCAACUCGUGGCAGCUCGAGGAGCUCGAGCGAGCCUUCUCCGCCAGCCACUAUCCGGACGUGUUUAUGCGCGAGGCACUGGCCAUGCGGUUGGAUCUCAAGGAAAGCAGGGUAGCGGUGUGGUUUCAGAACCGAAGGGCCAAGUGGAGGAAAAAGGAGCACACCAAAAAAGGCCCCGGCAGACCCGCACACAACGCCCAUCCGCAGUCCUGUUCCGGUGAACCGAUCCCGCCAAGUGAGCUGCGAGCGCGAGAAAAAGCCCGCCGUCGGAAGAAGAUAGCGAAGGCACUCGAGCGACAAGCCCGGAAACUGCGCGCCAAGGGCAUUACCGUCGAUCUGGAAGCGCUGAAGGCCGAGUACCUAUCCCAGCACCGGAACAACUCGGGCAGCGAUUCGGAGGAUGACGACGACAACGACAACGACGACGAGGAUCCGAUCGACGUGGUGGGCGGUGCGGAGUCGGGCGACGAACCGGAGGACUGCUCGAUGCAGCGCCGGGACAGCGUCGACGGGGACGGGCUGCUGGACGAUGGAGCCGGCAGUGACACACCGCGCAACAGCAUCAGGCCCAACCCGUUUAGCAUAGAAUCGCUGCUGUACAACAAUACGUGAAACCGGACGGCGGACAGUGUCUAAGCCGGUGCUCUAUGAUGGGGCGUUCUAUGCAAUUCCUUCUUACACUAACCGAGCGAGGGAGCGAGCGAUGGGUGGAAAGUCGGAAGGUGUGUUCCUAAAAUCUGUACAUGUGCGGUCAGUGCGCCGGACGAAACAGUGCUCCCAGUUUGAAAAUUGCAAUUUUAUCCUCAUUCCUGAAUUCCCAAUCCCCCCUCCAAGAAGCAAUCUUACCAGUAGGUAGAACCGAAUGUUUGCACAACGAAUCUCCUUGUCCCUGCUUUCCCCGCUCCCGCAGGACUGUGUGUACUUGUGUAAACCAUUCACACAGCUGCAUUAUUUAUUUUAAUUAAUAUUUUAACUGUAAUUAUUGUUUAACGAAAACUAGUUCAAAGGCGUAUUCUCACGCACACACACACGCUACAAACACAGCGCCGUUGGCUCUGGAACGCUCGUACAUGCAUGUACUUCGACAAGUCGCCACCGUAUGCGGAGUGGCGCUAGUAGCAAGCAAAGAGAACUGACGAAGCAAACACGCGCGAUAGUGAGAAUGCGAAACUAUACAAAAACCAAGGCUAGAAAAAAGCGAUCCCAAAAUGUUUAAUGUCCCUUUUGAGCGGUCCCAUUUCAAAAAGAUGAAAAGAUCAAAAGCUUUUAUGUGUGCAAAAAAAACGAAACCACACAUGUUGUGGUUUCAAUAAAACACAGCUGAUAGGAGUUUUAUUAGGGCAAUUAAACGAUUGAACAUUGGUUUCUGUUUCAUCAUUCCGCAACUGGACAAAUGACUGUAUAAGCGCGUGCGUGUCUGUGUGAGUGUGUGUGUGUGUAUGCGUGUAUAUGUGUACAUUAGAAUAGUUUGAAGCUUUUUGUUUUCAAACGAAAUGGAUCCCCCCCCCCCCCCCUAUUUAGAGUUCCCAUCUUAUCAUGAUAUCAGGAAAAUGGAACGAUGUACAUAGCACAAACAACAAUAAGAGGCCUAUAAGUAUAAAUACCGAGUAAAGUAAAUUAAAACUAAUAAUUAAAAGACACACACCGACACAAAGUUCUGUGCGCCAGAAUAUAUAAAUAUAUCAGACCUACUGUAAAGUGUUGUGUGGGUGUCGUAUGGGUCGAAAGAAUGAAUCUAUAUAUAUGUGAAAAUGAAACAAUAUCAUUCGUAACACAUUAAAAACUAAUAAGUGAGUGCGAAAAGGUAAAAGAAUUGAAGAGAAGCACGAAAGUUUCAACAAAAACGAAUCAUCGAAGAGAAAGAAUGGAAGAAAAACAACCUUAUCCACAACAACAACAUGCGAAUCAUUAUUUUACCACAAAAGAUCGAAGAAAAAAACAUCGAACAAAUAAUAAUCAGUCAUCGUAAUUCGUAAUGCUCACUACACUACAGUAUGAGUUCGAGGCAAACCGCAAUAUGAAGCUACGGUUGAAGUUGAAGAAUGUUGGAUCGCUUCGGCCGUCAGCAAAUCUUCAAUACAACACUGCAGCAAUAGAGAGAAAAAGGUGCAAAAUAGUCCCCUAAUUAAGCUAAUGUGCGAUACGUAGCAAAAAGACAUUUGUAAAGUAAAGAAGGGAGGAAUACAACCGCCACCCCAAACCGAUAUGACUCCUAAGUAUGUGAAACAAUUGGCUACAGUGCAUCUCGACAACAUGCAAACAGAAGGAAAUAGAAUGAAAGAGACAGACCAGACAGGGACAGCAGCACACACACAGAGAGCUGCAAAACUAUGCAUUAAACGUAAAUUUUAGACCUUUUUUCGGUGUAUUUAAAAAAAAUUCUUUAAAUAAUUUUGUUACCUUUUUCAAAAACACAAACAUGUUUCUUAUUUGUACUGCCAAGUGGAUGUAAGUGAAUUACUACGUACGCUUUUUUUUUAUUUACACCAUCAACAACUGGAAGCGUUGGAAAGUAGUUGAUCAAGUACAGCAACAACACGUUACGUUACGUUUCGUUGUUUGAGGAGUAUAGGGGGUUUUUGUUUUUUAAUUAUUAUUUUGUGUCAGCAGCGUACUCCAAAAAUGUGAUUCCUUUUUAAAAAUAAAUCAAUUCAAAAUAAUGUA